Molecule: messenger RNA, 1822 nt
Organism: Myotis lucifugus (little brown bat)
Lineage: Eukaryota; Metazoa; Chordata; Mammalia; Chiroptera; Vespertilionidae
Product: non-lysosomal glucosylceramidase-like
Biological process (GO): central nervous system development; carbohydrate metabolic process
Molecular function (GO): beta-glucosidase activity
Source: RefSeq, a predicted model, not a curated record
AUGGCCCAUGUUCUUACCCCUCCCCUUUCUUCUCACCCCAGGCGAUACACAAGGUUCUUUGGCUCAGAUGGUGAUGCAGCACCCGCCCUUAGUCACUAUGCACUGUGCCAAUACGCAGACUGGGAAGAGAGGAUCUCAGCUUGGCAGAGCCCAGUAUUGGAUGACAGGUCCCUGCCUGCCUGGUACAAAUCUGCGCUCUUCAAUGAACUCUACUUCCUGGCUGAUGGAGGCACAGUAUGGCUGGAAGUUCCUGAGGACUCCCUACCAGAGGAGCUGGGAGGGAACAUGUGUCAGCUCCGCCCCCUCCUCACGGAGUAUGGUCGAUUUGGCUACCUUGAAGGCCAGGAAUAUCGCAUGUACAACACAUAUGAUGUCCACUUCUACGCUUCCUUCGCCCUCAUCAUGCUAUGGCCCAAACUCGAGCUCAGCCUGCAGUAUGACAUGGCUCUGGCCACACUUGGGGAAGACCUGACAUGGCGACGGUACCUGAUGAGUGGGGUAAUGGCACCUGUGAAAAGGAGGAAUGUCAUCCCCCAUGAUAUUGGGGACCCAGAUGACGAGCCAUGGCUCCGGGUCAAUGCGUAUGUGAUCCAUGAUACUGCUGACUGGAAAGACCUGAAUUUGAAGUUUGUGCUGCAGGUUUAUCGGGACUAUUACCUGACAGGGGACCAGGGCUUCCUGAGGGACAUGUGGCCUGUGUGUCUGGCCGUGAUGGAGUCUGAAAUGAAGUUUGACAAGGACCAAGAUGGACUCAUUGAAAAUGGAGGCUAUGCUGACCAGACCUAUGACGCUUGGGUCACCACAGGCCCCAGUGCUUAUUGUGGAGGACUGUGGCUGGCAGCUGUGGCUAUGAUGGUCCAGAUGGCUGCUCUGUGUGGGACACAGGACAUUCAAGAUAAGUUUUCUUCCAUCCUUAGCCGGGGCCAGCAAGCCUAUGAGAGACUGCUAUGGAAUGGCCGCUAUUACAACUAUGAUUGCAGCUCUCGGCCUCAGUCCUGUAGCAUCAUGUCUGACUAGUGUGCUGGCCAGUGGUUCCUGAGGGCUAGUGGCCUAGGAGAAGGAGAAACUGAGGUAUUUCCUACCCAACACGUGGUUCGUGCUCUCCAAACUAUCUUUGAAUUCAAUGUCCAGGCCUUUGCAGGAGGGACCAUGGGGGCUGUGAAUGGGAUGCAGCCCCAGGGUGUCCCUGAUAGAUCCAGUGUCCAGUCUGAUGAAGUCUGGGUGGGCGUGGUCUAUGGGCUGGCAGCCACCAUGAUCCAGGAGGGCCUGACUUCCGAGGGCUUCCAGACAGCUGAAGGCUGCUACCGUACUGUGUGGGAGCGCCUGGGCCUGGGCUUCCAGACCCCGGCGGCAUACUGCCAAAAGCGAGUGUUCCGCUCUCUGGCCUACAUGCGGCCACUGAGCAUCUGGGCCAUGCAGCUGGCCCUGCAGCAGCAGCAUAAAAAGGCUGCUCCAAACAUCCAGGGCACAGGACUAAGCACAGGGUCUAAACUCGGACCAAAGGAAGUCAUGGCAAACCCAAGUCCAGAGUGAGCCCCCUGAACUAUGGGAGGGAGGCACUAACAUAAAUCCCACAUGGCAUUUGCUCUUCCCUAGCCCCCGUCUUCUGCAACCCUGAGCCACUAGGACAAUCAUGCUCCCCUCCCCUUCUCCCCACCAACUCACACCAGUAAAGGGGUCGAGGGUAACCCAGGCAUCAGAAUCACUUAUUUAUUUCCUCAUCCCAUCCCCUCACUGCAUGAAAUGUUCAAGGUCAAUUGAUUCCCCCAGGUCCAUUCAUGGGGUGAUAGACAUACAUGGGUACAAAUAAAAGACCCAGAAA